AUGGUCCGUCUUUCUGCCGUUGCCGCCGUUGCGGCUGCCACUCUCGUUGUCGCCCACCCCGGCGAGCACCACGACCACGCCAAGGUCAAGCGCGAGGUUUUUGCUCGCGAUGCUCUCGCUGCCAGGCAUGGCAACUCCCUCUCCAAGUGCGCUGGUUCGCUGAAGGCGAGGGCUCUCCAGGAGCGCGCUGUCGCCCGCCGCGCUGCCACCGCUGAGCGUCUCCGCAAGGAGCGUGGCAUCAACAAGAAGAUCAAGCACCGCCGUGACCUUGCUGCGCUGCAGGAGUUUGAGACUGUCGACCACAACAAGACUGGUGUUGUCGGUCCUUCGUUUGUUGCCAGCUCUUACUUCACUGGCAACACCAGCUGCAUCAUGACCCCUGAGAACACCAUCGGUCCUUACUAUGUCCUUGGCGAGCUGAUACGCCGCGAUGUUACUGAGGGACAGCCCGGUGUUCCUCUCCACUUGGACCUCCAGUUCGUUGACGUCAACACCUGCGAGCCGGUGCCGAACCUUUUCAUCGAUAUUUGGGCCGCCAACGCCACUGGUACGUACUCCGGUAUCGACGUCUCCAACGGUCAGGGUGGCUUGAACUCCACUUUCCUCCGCGGUGUCCAGGACACCGACGACGAGGGUGUUGCUCAGUUCGACACCAUCUUCCCCGGCCACUACGAGGGCCGCGCCACUCACGAGCACGUUGUCGCUCACGUCAACGCCUCGGCCGCCGCCAACGGCACCAUGAUCGGUGGCACCGUCGCCCACAUCGGCCAGCUCUUCUUCGACGAGGACCUCCGCAGCGCUGUCGAGGCCACCUACCCCUACAACACCAACACUGAGGAGCCUGUCACCAACGACGAUGAUAUGUGGGCUCCUUACCAGGCGGACAACAACUACGACCCCUUCCCGGAGUUCAUUUACUUGAACAGCGAGGACAUCACCGAUGGUCUCCUUGCCUGGAUCUCCAUUGGCAUUGAUGUCAAUGCUGACCGCGACUCCAAUGCCACGGCUGCCGCCUACCUUGCGGCCGACGGUGGCCACAGCACCGGCAACACUGUCGGCGGCGGUGGUGACGGCGCUAUGCCCAGCGGCGCUAUGCCCAGUGGUGCUAUGCCCAGCGGUGCCAUGCCUAGCGGCGCUGCCCCCAGCGGUACUGCCUCAAAGCGCUCUUGGUUCGCCUCGAAGAUGUUCAACGGUGCCGCCCGCCUCAUCUAG
Lasiodiplodia theobromae is the source of this 1212-nucleotide messenger RNA. RefSeq names its product GPI anchored cell wall protein. The record is from RefSeq and is a predicted model, not a curated record. Lineage: Eukaryota; Fungi; Ascomycota; Dothideomycetes; Botryosphaeriales; Botryosphaeriaceae. The transcript is spliced from 3 exons. Gene Ontology annotation, molecular function: ferric iron binding; oxidoreductase activity, acting on single donors with incorporation of molecular oxygen, incorporation of two atoms of oxygen. Bases 1 to 1212 code for a protein of 403 amino acids.